This is a messenger RNA of Drosophila grimshawi, 1381 nucleotides long. It is a transcript of the gene pinta, whose product is annotated as retinol-binding protein pinta. The transcript is spliced from 3 exons. Gene Ontology annotation, molecular function: phosphatidylinositol bisphosphate binding. Gene Ontology annotation, cellular component: membrane. The coding region runs from base 111 to 965 and encodes 284 amino acids. Lineage: Eukaryota; Metazoa; Arthropoda; Insecta; Diptera; Drosophilidae. The record is from RefSeq and is a predicted model, not a curated record.
CUCGUCGGAUACGCAAUCCGAAAGCUAAACACUUGUGCACACCGAAAGCUUACGACUGCAAUGGUCAGUCGCCCACAGACCGUCGAUCAGUGCAAGUGCAACAGCGGACAAUGUGCACCUCCGACGAGAACGUCACAAAUAUCGAGCAUCAAGAUUCGUGCCCUGCCAUGAAUAACGAUCAGGAGUUGGUGCCGAACGGCGAGCAGUUGCAAGUGCAGGAGUUGAGUUAUUGGUUAGACGCAAAUCCAACUAUUAAUGGCUGCAAAGACUAUGCCAAUUUGCACUUCUUUUUGCGCACCUGCAAAUUUGAUCUUGAUCGCGCCAAAAAGAAGAUUAAAACAUUCUACCAAAUGCGCGCGGAGCGUGGCGAAUGGUUUGACAACUGCGAUCCCUUGUUGCCCGAAAUCCAGGAUCUACUCAGCGUGGGCGUCUUUCUGCCCGUCGAUGGCGUCGAUGAUCAGCAACGAAAGGUGGUCAUAAUACGAACUGCGGCACACGAUCCCAAACGACACACUCAAAAUAAUGUCUUUAAGACAAGCAAAAUGAUAUUGGAUUUGCUAUUGAAAUUUGAGCCAGACAAUUGUGCUCGCGGCAUCGUUGCUAUUUUGGAUAUGGAGGGUGUCCAAUUGGGACAUGCACUGCAACUAAGUCCCAAGCUCAUCAAGCGUUCCGUUGAGAGCUGGACGGCGUAUCCGUGUCAACCGAAGCUAUUGGAGUUUACCAAUGCACCGCGUCAUGUCAACAUUUUUCUGAAUACCUUUCGAGUCUUUAUGACAGCGAAGAUACGAUCUCGCGUCAUGGUGCGCCGCGAGGGCACAAUGGUGAAUUGCAAACAGCUGCCAAGCAAUUUGGGCGGUCAGGGACCCAGCUACAGAGAGCUGGCCUUCAAAUGGAAACAAUUGCUUGAGCAGCACGCUGACUUUUAUGUGGAGCAGGGCAAAUACAAAAGCAUAUUAAGGCGAUAAGCGUGCGAUUAACAAAAUAUGUGAUUAGAAGUCCACAAAGAGGCGGAAUACUUAUUGGCACAGAAACAUUUAUAUUUUUGCAGUCGCAGUAAUCAGAAAAUGUAUUGCUCUGAAGGACUAUGCUCAUAUGCAACGAAUAAGUAUUUAUAAUUCGUAGAUUAGUAUAACGCGAAGCUUUUGUGUUAUCGUCUCGCGACUAUAUGCAACGAUGUUUAAUCUGGAAGCUCGUUUAGAAAAAAUCACAUUAAGCUUAUUAAAUUUGUUUACAAUUUGCCAUAUAUGUUACAGCUUCUGUCUUGUUAUCAGUUAGUUAGGUAAGCGAUAUUGAUAUUUUAAAUAACAUGACCCCAAGCUCUGUUCAUUUUCAUUAUAUUCUCUGUGUCUUUAUUAGUAUAAAAUAGUAUAUCAAAAAUGUU